Molecule: messenger RNA, 277 nt
Organism: Sphaeroforma arctica JP610
Lineage: Eukaryota; Ichthyosporea; Ichthyophonida
Exons: 1
Cellular component (GO): cytoplasm
Molecular function (GO): ATPase inhibitor activity; protein-folding chaperone binding
Source: RefSeq, a predicted model, not a curated record
AUCAACCGCCUGUAUCAGCUACCUCGGUUGCGAGAGCCUGUGUGGCUGACAAUGGCCACGCAUCCUGAGUGCCGCUCUCAGUUAGGCCCAGCCUUUCUGAAUGAACUGUGCACGUUAUAUGGACAACACAGGCGACAGGCCAAUACACGCAAUUCGUUUGCCAGCGCUGCAAUUACAGCACUCUUGGCCCACCACCUGGCAUGGGUACCUACAUUAGUACCAACGGAUACACAUGACACGCAGAUGGACCAUCUCAACAAGGCCACCCUGGCUGCGG